UACCAUUUAAAAUCAGACUCUUUUUGUCUUUUGAUUGCUGUCUCCAACCCCAACUCCGAUGUGUUCCGUUAUCAGCGACCAGCAGCCUGCCGUUCCAGCCCCCGUCUGGGUGGGGAUCCGUGGCCAGGCUCCCGCAGCAGCGGCGGGCAAGGUUAUAUAGGAAGAGAAAGAGGCAGGCAGCGAGCGAGCGAGCGAGGGAGCCAGCAGCAAGCCGGAGCGCACAGGCACCCGCUCGCUCGCGCACACAGACCCGCACGGGGACGGCAGGAAGGCGCCGGGCUCCGGGGACGAGAUGCUGCUGGCGAGAGGCAUGCUGGCGGUGCUCUUCUCCGCACUGCUGCUGUGCCCGGGGCUGGCGUGCGGACCCGGCAGGGGCUUUGGGAAGAGGCGGCACCCCAAAAAGCUGACCCCUUUAGCCUACAAGCAGUUUAUCCCCAACGUGGCCGAGAAGACCCUAGGGGCCAGCGGAAGAUACGAAGGGAAGAUCUCGAGAAACUCAGAGCGGUUUAAGGAACUCACCCCCAAUUACAACCCCGACAUCAUAUUUAAAGAUGAAGAAAACACAGGAGCCGACCGUCUGAUGACUCAGCGCUGUAAGGACAAGCUGAACGCCUUGGCCAUCUCGGUGAUGAACCAGUGGCCCGGAGUGAAGCUUCGGGUGACCGAGGGCUGGGACGAAGACGGCCACCACUCGGAGGAGUCGCUGCACUACGAGGGCCGUGCGGUGGACAUCACCACGUCAGACCGCGACCGCAGCAAGUACGGCAUGCUGGCGCGCCUGGCCGUGGAGGCCGGCUUCGACUGGGUUUACUACGAGUCCAAGGCGCACAUCCACUGCUCCGUGAAAGCAGAGAACUCGGUGGCGGCCAAAUCCGGCGGCUGCUUCCCGGGCUCGGCCACGGUGCACCUGGAGCACGGCGGCACCAAGCUGGUGAAGGACCUGCGCCCCGGGGACCGCGUGCUGGCGGCCGACGACCAGGGCCGGCUGCUCUACAGCGACUUCCUCGCCUUCCUGGACCGCGACGACGGCGCCCGGAAGGUCUUCUACGUGAUCGAGACGCGCGAGCCGCGCGAGCGCCUGCUGCUCACCGCCGCGCACCUGCUCUUCGUGGCGCCGCCGCACAACGGCUCGGCGGCCGCGGGGCGCGAGGCGCGGGCGGGGGGCGCGCCGGGGCGCCGGGCGCUCUUCGCCAGCCGCGUGCGCCCGGGCCAGCGCGUGUACGUGGUGGCCGAGCGCGGCGGGGGCCGCCGGCUGCUCCCGGCCGCCGUGCACAGCGUGACGCUCCGCGAGGAGGCCACGGGCGCGUACGCGCCGCUCACGGCGCAGGGCACCAUCCUCAUCAACAGGGUGCUGGCGUCGUGCUACGCGGUCAUCGAGGAGCACGGCUGGGCGCACCGCGCCUUCGCGCCCUUCCGCCUGGCGCACGCGCUCCUGGCCGCGCUGGCGCCCGCGCGCACGGACCGCGGCGGCGGCGGCGGCGGCGGCGGCGGCGGCGGCCCCCUGUCCCCGCCCGCGCCGGGGGCGCCCGACGCCCCGGGGGCGGCCGACGCGCCGGGUGCCGCGGGCAUCCACUGGUACUCGCAGCUGCUCUACCAAAUCGGCACCUGGCUGUUGGACAGCGAGGCCCUGCACCCGCUGGGCGUUGCGGUCAAGUCCAGCUGAAGGCCGGGCGCCGGGGAGCGCGCAGGGGUGGGGGCCGGGGGUGGGAGGGAGCCACAGCGAGGGACAGCAAAAGACACACGGAAAAGCGCACGGAAUGAGACUUUAAUUAUAAUAAUAAUUAAUAAUAAUAAUAAUAAUAAUAAAGUAGGACAGUCCAAAGUAGACUAUAAGGAAACAGACACCCCGGGGACGUUCUGUCGUUGUGUUUAGUUUAUAUAUAUUUUUUUGAAUUUUUUGGUUGUUUUAUUUCGGUUAUUUUUUUUUCACCUCUCCUGGCUAUUUAUUUGUUUGGUAUGAAUAGAUGUUUUAAAUAAUAUGAACCGGACCUUCAAGAGCCUUAAAUAGUUUGUUUCUUGGAUAAUUUAUUAUUGUCAUGUGAAUUGUACUCACGGGGGUGAAAGAUUAUUUUGUGAGGCCAAGCGACCUGCUCAGAGUCUAUUUUUCUACAUGCCCCUCGCCCUGACUUUCAGAAAGCAAACCUCUGCACUCGCAUUUCCUCCCCUGCUCCGCCUGCUUUUCGGCAAGUGUAAACUAAAACAUGCUUCGUGGGGGUCCACAAAUUAUAUUUUUAUACACAGAAUUGUAAAUUAGAUUUUUUGAGAGAUCAAGACUUAACUGAAUUACAUUUCAUUUUUGAAAUAGUGUAAAAUAUGAAAAUAUAUUAUUUUAAUUUAACUCGUUUCCGGCGAAGCAGCCACGUUGCGGGCUGUCUUCAUGGCUUAAUAUUUGGUUCUCAUCACCAUUUUGGCCACAUUCUUGGAAGUUGAGACUGUUACACACACACACACACACACCUUUUUUUUUUUUUUGGACAAACUGGAAGAACUCUGUUAUUUUUAACUUCAAAGAAUUUAUUAGAAAAUGAUAUUUUUUAAAAGCGCACAUAGUGAUGAGCCCACAAGUAUGGAGCCUGUAGUUUGUACAGAGAAAAACAAAGGAUGUUUUUGCAUUAAUAACUUGAGAAUUAACUGCUGUAAAUUUACUAAAAUGUAUUUUUGAAUAUUUUGUAAUAGUUUUAUAGAAAUAAAAUGUACCACGCACAGACUGGCUAGUAGAUCCUCACUGAGAAUUCAUGUCACAGCCCCUUUUUCCUUUCCUUUUUGGCUUCUCUGUCCGGGACCCUGGUGCUGACAGGAGACCCCGGCCUUAUAUUUUUAGAUGUGUUGCUUUAUACUGUGAAUUCAGAUCAGCUUAAGUAGGAAACCAAAGUAGGAAACCAAACUGACCUGUCUGUUGUCAUCACUGGAGAAACCUCAGCUCUGUUUGUAUUUAUGGGGUGCACGUCUUUGUGGGCUCCGAAGGCUGGGGGUGCCACGUGGGGGUGCCGCCCCGCCCCCACCCCCGACCCCUUCACUGCGAAGCCUGCCCAGCCCGGGGCACACGGCCCAGAACCUUCUCCCCGAGCUCCGGGUAGCCGUGGGCAGACCUCAUCCCUCCGCAGGGAGGGCCUGGUCCCCGGGCCUGGAGGGGGGGAGCGCCUAGCGGCUUUCUGAAGCACCAGAGGACCGUUUCCAGAGGGGUCCCCGGAGAGAGGGCCAAGUGUUGGUCUUCUCUGAACCCCCAGCCCCCUGGUGGCAGAGCCCCUGUCCACCUGCUUGGGGGGGGGCACCCUCUCCUCCUCCCCGGCCACAGCUGCUCGUGUCAGGGCCUCAGGCCACGCUGGUGCUGUCUGGAGUGGUUGUGGGUGUAGACCUUUGUCCCGAGGGCGUGUCCUACUCUAGCGGGCACCCUGUGGUUGGGCGUCCUGCGUCAGCUUGGGCUGCGGGAAAAGGUCCUCUGUGCCCUUGGCUGUGCCCUCAGUGCUGCGGCUGAUGGAAGGCUACUGUCCCGUUCGUGCUUCGGGCCAGGUGUCCAGGCAGCGUGCGCUGUGCGAGCACGGGGCCUCUGAGCAACGCGAGCCUGUCUAGAGGCCUGUCCGCGUCUGGGGAGCCGAUCUGAGCCUGAUGGCUUCAGGCCGGCCUGGGUGGCCCCCCGGCCGGGUGUGAAGACUGCGGCUUCUAGAGCUCAGCCGGCGUGGUGCCCGCAGGGUCCCUGAGGGGCUGGCCGGGUGUGCCUUUCCCAGGAGGCGGGGGGCCUGGGUGGCCGGGGCCGGGGGCCGGUGUGCAGCCAGGGCUUGCCAGCCGCAGGCUUCCCAGGGGCCAGGCCCUCCGGGCAGGCGCGUCCUUGGUUUUUCUCCAUAAAAGACUUUUCCUUGGUCCUCUAGGUAGUUAGCAGGUGCAAGGCUUACGUCCCUGGUGGAAUGUGGUUUCUGUCGAGUUGACUGUUCCGGUGCAACUAUAACCAGCAGAGGGAGGCCCGACACGCCAGCGUCCUUGAUUGACUGACCGAUUAGCGGGGCGGCCCGAGCGGCCGACCCGAGGGGCUGAGCGCCGGCCAGGCCCCCAGGCCCCCGUGGGUGACCGCCAGCCCCAGGACGCCGCGGCCCUGAGCAGCGGCCAGGCACGGGGGUGCCCUCCCGCUGCUCCCCCUCCCCAUGCCAUGUCUUAAGCCCCUUCCCCACCUUUAAGUUGACAACAGUCUCUCUCAUGGCCUAGAAAAGGGAGCCGCGUCGUGGGGACUGUCCACGCGGGGCAUCCGCUCCGUUCGGAGCUGGCGGUGCGGGAAGUUUGUGCGACACGUGCGCGGGCUGUGGCCACCAGCCUCGCUCCUGCCUAACCGCGUAUCUAUUCCUGUCAAAAGCGUGCAUCACAAUG
Hyaena hyaena (striped hyena) is the source of this 4356-nucleotide messenger RNA. RefSeq names its product sonic hedgehog signaling molecule (gene SHH). The transcript is spliced from 3 exons. Lineage: Eukaryota; Metazoa; Chordata; Mammalia; Carnivora; Hyaenidae. Gene Ontology annotation, molecular function: calcium ion binding; patched binding. The record is from RefSeq and is a predicted model, not a curated record. Bases 293 to 1663 code for a protein of 456 amino acids. Gene Ontology annotation, biological process: cell fate specification; protein autoprocessing; regulation of gene expression.